AUGGAAUCCAACAAGACUCUGCCACCUGGCACGGUUCGCCUCAUUGACAACGACCGCACCCUCAGCACGAAACAUGGAAAUGGCUCCGAACAGGAUAUUGUGCUCGUUCCCACACCUUCAGAAGACCCCGAGGAUCCGCUCAACUGGACAUACCGACGCAAAAUGCUCGCGACAUCCUGCGUGAUGAUGUACACUCUCAUGAUAGCUCUCCCCUCGGGAUCCGUCUAUUCCGUGGUGAAACCCAUUGAGAAAGCCACCGGGCUCACGCUCAACGACUUGAACACCGGCACGGGCGUCAUGUUCCUCGCAUAUGGCUGGGCGUGCGUGGUCUGGCAACCCCUGGCAUUGCAAUACGGCAAACGUCCCGCCUACUUGUUCUCCAUGCUGGCUUCCAUUGCCAUCAUGACGAGUGCUCCCUGGUGUACGACCCGAAGCACCUAUCUCGCCAACAAGGUGUUGCAAGGUUUCUUUGGAGCUCCCGUCGAGGCGCUCUGUGAGAUUAGUAUUACGGAUAUUUGGUUUGCGCACGAGAGACCCAAGUAUUUGGCCUGGUAUGGGUUUGGACUGAGUGUCACGGGGAAAUUGGCGCCCAUGUUGGCUGGGUUUAUUAAUGAUGGGCAGGAUUGGAGAUGGGUGUUAUGGUGGACUGCGAUUUGGAUUGCGAUUGCUUUUGUCUAUUGCUUCUUUUUGAUGGAGGAAACAAACUAUGAUCGCACACACCACACCCCGACUCACGCUCCCGCAAGUGAAGUCGUAGUCUCCGAACUCACCUCUGGCAUCAACUCCACCACCGUCCACGAAAAAGACUCCAAACCCCUCGAUGCCCUCUCUUCUUCCUCCACCUCCGACCGCGAACCCGGCCAAAUUCUCCCCCUCUACCCUCGCAAAUCCUACUGGCAAAAACUCCGGCUAUUUCCAUACGCCAACAACAACAAAUCCCGUCCCAACCGCAUGUUGGACAUUUUCCUCGCCCCCUUCAAAGGCUUCACGUACCCCGUCAUUGUCUACGCGGGACUCAUGUACGGCGCCAACGCCCUCGUGUGGUCCGGUGUACAAAACGCCACCACCGGAACCGUCUACACGACUCUCUACGGCUUCUCCACCACGGGCAUCGCUGCAGCGUACUCAGCAGGUGUCAUUGGAGCGAUUCUGGGCGGCUACUAUUGUGGCAAAAUGGGCCGAAUCCUCACGGUCAAAUUGGCCAGACAAAAGGGCAGAGACGGGAUUAGUGAGCCAGAGGAUACGUUGUACAUGUUUGUGGCUUCGAUGAUUCUUGUUCCGUUUGCCAUGUUGUUGUAUGGAUUGGGAGUCACGUAUCGUGUUCAUUGGUUUGCGUUGGUGUUUUCCCAGGGCGCGUUGGCUGUGAGUAAUUGUCUGUGUGUGGCCGGUGGGAUUGGAUAUGCGAUUAGUUCGUAUCGGGAGUUGAGUGGGGAUAUGGUUACGACGUUGAUUUUGAUACGGAAUACCUUGAGUUUUGCGGUGAAUUAUGGAAUUACACCCUGGUUGAAUGCAUUAGGAUAUCGAAAUACAUUCAUCAUGGUCGCCGUGAUUGGUUUUGCAUGGAAUGCUUCACUGUUCAUCAUGGUGAGGAUUGGACCACGUCUGCGCGCUUCCAGUGCAGAGCGAUAUUGGAAGGACGUGGCCAAGGCUCGAGCGAAGGGGUUAGGGCAUUGAUUCGAUUUUGAUUCGAUAGGGCAGGUGAUAGAUAGUUGGAUGAUAUUCUAGAGUUUGCG
Messenger RNA from Sphaerulina musiva SO2202, 1733 nucleotides. RefSeq names its product MFS general substrate transporter. The transcript has 4 exons. Gene Ontology annotation, molecular function: transmembrane transporter activity. The record is from RefSeq and is a predicted model, not a curated record. Lineage: Eukaryota; Fungi; Ascomycota; Dothideomycetes; Mycosphaerellales; Mycosphaerellaceae. Bases 1 to 1674 code for a protein of 557 amino acids. Gene Ontology annotation, biological process: transmembrane transport.